UUCCACUUUUGAAGCUGUGUACUUACUAUUUACUCGUGAUUUUGUGAUGUUGUAAUGUGAUGCAUGCCUCGAGUCGAGCUACGUACGUACUCAGGUUCGCCUAUUUGCAUCGCAAUUUUCGCGUUUUCGUGUCUUAAAAGUGAGUUCGAAGCUGUAAGUGUUGUAAAACGGCGGGAUUCGAUUGUGUCUAAUCACUAGAUUCAUAGUGCGCGAUCGUAGACACUAGAAAUAGAAAACCGCUGCCAGUCCUCGUCGGUGACAGUUAUUAUUUUGUUUCUGUCGGUUUUCUAUCCCGUGUCUAUCGUUCACCGUUUGUAAGUUGAGUAUUGUGCCGAUUUUUUGAAAUGCGUGAUUGAACUUUUGGAACUUCACUUGUUCUUAUCAGUGUGCUGUAGCUUCUUCCUUGUUUGCGUUUUAUUAAAUUGUCAGCCCUAAAAUGAUCUGCCUAAAGAAUUUAGCGAGAAGUGUUGCCGGUCUCGCACCGGCGAAAGGACCUUUAGACGUUAGUGCUCUCCUUCGAGUAAGCCCAGUUCUUACUCAUUCCAGCAUCCAGAGGGAUAUUCAUGCUAUACCCGACCACCUAAAAGAUGUGUCAGAAGCCGAGAACCCCAGGUUCUUCGACAUGGUGGAAUAUUUUUUCCACAGAGCCUGUCAAAUAGCUGAAGACAAAUUGGUUGACGAGCUUAAGGGCAAAAUGUCGAUUGAAGACAAGAAGAAGAAAGUUAAAGGUAUUCUCAUGCUAAUGCAGCGGUGUGAUCACAUAAUUGAAAUAUCUUUCCCAGUUCGUAGGGACAGUGGAGACUAUGAGAUGAUCACUGGGUAUCGUGCUCAACACAGCACUCACCGGACACCAUGUAAAGGAGGUAUCAGGUUCUCGAACGACGUGUCACGGGACGAGGUCAAAGCCCUGUCCGCGUUGAUGACGUUCAAGUGUGCCUGCGUGGACGUUCCCUUCGGCGGCGCCAAGGCAGGGAUCAAGAUCAUCCCGAAAAACUACAGUGAACACGAGCUGGAGAAGAUCACGAGGCGCUUUACGCUCGAGCUUGCUAAAAAGGGAUUUAUCGGUCCCGGUGUGGAUGUACCAGCUCCUGACAUGGGCACAGGAGAAAGAGAAAUGUCCUGGAUUGCCGACACUUACGCUAAAACCAUUGGACACUUGGACAUCAACGCCCACGCUUGUGUAACUGGGAAACCCAUCAACCAAGGUGGUAUUCAUGGUAGAAUAUCCGCUACUGGCCGAGGUGUCUUUCACGGAUUAGAAAAUUUCAUAAUGGAAGCAAAUUACAUGAGCAUGAUUGGAACAACUCCUGGUUGGGGUGGCAAGACUUUCAUCGUGCAGGGUUUUGGUAAUGUUGGUCUUCAUACAAUGCGAUACCUUCACAGAGCAGGUGCAGUUUGCAUCGGAGUGAUUGAAAGAGAUGGCUCCAUCUAUAAUUCCGAGGGAAUAGAUCCUAAGCAACUAGAGGACUAUCACCAAGAAAAUGGAACAAUUGUAGGUUUCCCUGGUGCCCAACCGUACACAGGAGAAAAUCUUAUGUUUGAGCCGUGUGACAUCUUUAUCCCUGCUGCCAUAGAAAAAGUGAUCACCAAAGAAAAUGCCUCCAGAUUCCAAUGCAAGAUUGUUGGAGAAGCUGCCAAUGGACCUACUACACCUGCUGCUGACAAAAUCCUUCAAGACCGCAAUAUCUUAGUGAUUCCUGAUCUGUAUAUGAAUGCUGGUGGUGUGACUGUUUCUUUCUUUGAAUGGCUCAAAAAUUUGAACCAUGUCUCUUACGGUCGCUUGACAUUUAAGUAUGAAAGGGAAUCCAACUACCAUCUACUUGAGUCAGUACAAGAGUCACUGGAACGCAGGUUUGGACGUGUUGGUGGACGCAUCCCUGUCACGCCGUCAGAAUCAUUCCAGAAAAGAAUCUCCGGUGCAUCAGAAAAAGAUAUUGUUCAUUCAGGGCUGGAUUACACAAUGGAACGAUCAGCUAGGGCAAUCAUGAAAACUGCCAUGAAGUAUAACUUGGGCCUGGAUCUUCGAACUGCCGCCUACGUCAAUUCAAUUGAAAAGAUAUUUACAACUUACAAAGAGGCUGGCUUAGCGUUUUAAAAUUCUUAAAAUUUGUCUGGAUUUAUCUGAAAUUGAUUGCAUUUAGUUUUCAUGUUAUCGACUUUUUCUUUGAAAUUAAUAAGGGUACAUAAUUUGAAUGAUGCUUCCCAUUUGCAUCUGAAAUGUUUAUUCGCGUGCAAUGUCCCAUUAAACUGAGGCAAACCAUUGCAAAAAUGAUAUUUGAUCUUACCUCUUGUGGAUCCAUUUAUAACCGUACUAAAAGAAUCAAAUUUUAAGAACCAGGUGAGCCGCUUUUGUUUACAAAAUUUCAAGCUCAAUUUUUGUCCUUUUUACAUCACAAAUGAUCUGUUUUAUCUGAUUUAGAAUGGCAUUUUCAACGGUUUUGUCUAAGUUUCAUUUUAAAAAUCUUGCUCAAAACUUUUUCAGAUGUAAAGUUGUAAGUUAUUUUAUCCAUUUUCAACUUAAGGAUAACCAGCCAUAAACUCUGAGAUGAUGCCUUUUCUUUUCUCGUUUAUUGCAUCCACUCAAUAGUUUUUCCUUUCAUAAUAUGGGCAAACGGAAUCGUAAUCACUUUUCACGAAUUUUUUUUUUUUAUAUUACCUAUGUUACUCUGUUUCUUUUAUGUUUAUUUCAUAUAAUUCGUGAGUGGCUGUCCAAAACUUCUAAAGGUUUUUUUUUUUUAUUUAGAAAGAGGAAAGUUUAAUUCUCGUGCUUUUUCCUAGUUGAUUAUUAUGAUAGAAAUUAUUUCAAUCUGCGUAUAAUGUAUCACUCUGUUUUGAGGUACAUAUUGAAUAAUGAAUUAAAAUGCUGUAGAGUAAGCUCUCAUAUGUUUAGCCACCUUAGUAUCUUUAUUGUAGUGUGAAGAAGCAGGCAGAGGACAGUAAGUGUGAUAUCUUACCAAAUUUUUAGAAUGAGAGCAGUGCAAUGGCUGAACUUCAAGAACAUGGCGGAUUUCAAAAUGUUGACGCAUUCUUUGUAUUUUGUAGGAUAAACAGAUCCAUAUAAUCUCCUGAAAUUUUCUCUGAUUUUUUUCUAUUUCUCUUUAAUUGUCUGAUAAAAAUUCCAAGCCAUAUUGUUGAUAUGUUUUUCCUUCACAAAUCUCGAAGAAAUGCAAACAUUUAAAACUUUUUAAUUCCAAAACCUGAUUUUGGAGUUUAGUCAUCUAACAGUAUUAUCAUAUUCUACAUGUCAUCGAGAGUUGGAAACUCUGAUGAAAUCCUCUCUACUUUGCUUGUUUGCUUCACCUAUAGAAAUAAUUAAGAAACAAAUGUUUGAAAUGGUGCAAGUUUUUGAAAACCUGCUGCUGGACAUCAGCAUCAGGUGAAGAGUCCUAAAAGAAGACUCAAAAUUCUUAUUGAGAAGUAUUUCAACAUCACUUUGUAAUGUGAUAUGUUGAGUUCCUCCAUGAAUAUGCUUUUUUGUUAUUCCUUAUUGUUUUUUCUCUUGUAUAUUUUCCUUAAGCUUUAUUAAUGAAUUUUUGACUUGUGUUUAUGUGUGCGGAUGUUUGUUUUUGCUUUUAUCUAUGCUUCUAUAAAUAAUGGAAAAUCUUUGCCAAUAUUUUCAAAGUAGUGCGGUUCAGUUUGUAGGUGGAACUUAACGCAAGUAUUUAAACUUAGUGGCUUGUCAAUGCCAUUCAUUAUAAUUUCAAUUUUCUCAGCUGUGGAGGUUUGCUCUUCUGAAUUUUAUGCCCUUUGAAUCCAGUUAUUAACUUAUUGUUUGCUUCAAAGAUAUGUAAUAACUUGCCAACAUAUUACUAUCCUUCUCACAUGUCACCUGCACCAAACCAAGUGAAUUUGUUUUACAAAUUAGUCAGCUAAUUUUCAGAAAUAUUGACGAACAGCACAAAAAUAAACUACUAAUCUAUUGAAUUAAUCUAAUACACGAUUGUCAACUUGAAUAUUCGAAAGGAUUUACAAUUGACUUUAACCCCCUAAAUUCUUUUUUUCUCUUCCUUUUCUUCUUUUAGCUCUCAUUUUUAAUUUUUUUCCCCAUUAGAUUGAUCGACACUCGGUUCUUGUAUAUCAACAUUAUGGAUUGUCCAAAAAAAAAGAUAGAUAUGAAUCUGUUUUUUUGCUGAAGUUUUGAUACAUUGCCACUGUCUUUUUUGUAUUGUUUUAAGUGACGUAAUGUAAUCCGGCUUAUACCUGUCAGGGAGAAGGUCCAAGAUAAUUCAGCUUGUAUCUACCUUUUGUUUCUCUUGUUCAGAAAUAAUUAUCCGGUCUGUAAGUCAUUCUUUUUAACUAUGUUCUCGUUAGUUUUUCAUUUAAUAUUAUCAAGGACCAUUAUUUUAUCAUGUGCUACAAAGUAACCGAACAUCACCAAAAAAUAAAAAUUGUCAAUGAUACCCCUGAAAAGUGUGUUCCUCACAUCUGAAGUUAUAACCUAACAAUUUUGCUAGAUUGUAUUUUAGUUCUGUCAAUGUCAAUACCAAGUUAUAAAACGGGAUGAAAAUCUGUGGUCUUCAUUUCUAAUCUUAAAUGAUGCAGAAAGCAAAACCAAUAUGAAUAAUCUCUUGCCUCCUUUUCAAAGUCAACCAACUCAUUUGACAUGAACUCUAGCAAAUCAUCGAAAAUCUACCUUUUAGUACCCUUAAGGAUUCAUUUCAACACUUGUCUACUCUUAGUCGAAUUUAGUAACAUUUUGUCGUAAGAAACCUUCAUUCAUAGGGAAUUGUAAAAUCAACAACUGCUUUAGUAAGAAAACUUGUAAAAUAAAGACAGGGCUUCAAGGAAGAUUGCCACGAGCAGUCAAUCAUCUAUUGCAAGAAGCAACGUACAAGAAAGCAAUAACUAUGAAAAGAUGUUUCUUUCAAACAAGAGUCUCAUCAGUUUUGCUUUCAACAUUGCAGUGCAGCGGGCUGAUUUUUGAAAUUGAUAAACAAAGUCAUAGACAGAGAGGAUAAAGGAAAAAUGGAGUGAUCCCAUUUUUCCAUCAUUUUUGCCCACAGGCCUAUCGAAACUACCCAUUUUAACCAAUAGGAUUGUUCCAUUUUCACUUUGUCUUUCUUUAUCAAUUUCAAUAAUCAGCCUGCAUAUAUCUAAUAGGGUUCCGCGUCUGUGAAAGAGUAUCAAACAUCCUAACGCCUCCCAUCAUUUCUAUCUCGUAAAUUUUCACCAUUUUUCCUCUUUAUCUUUAAAGGUCUUGAUUUGCUUGCAAAAAAUAAAAACUUUAAACCACCAACCCGCAGAUCGGAUUGAUGCGGAUAAGCGUUGGGUCAUGAUAAACAUGCUCCCAGUCCCUUAUAGAGAGUUGCUCCAAUGCAUUUUAGAUUAUUUUUAAAACCAGUUAGAUUUGGUAUAAUUUGCAAAUUAUCAAUAUUUUAAGUUGCAAAUUCUUCAACAUUCCAGUCCCCAGCCAGAAAUUCACUGCUUUAUCUCACAACGCUUUGUAAUCAGUAUUUUGUUUGGAUGAUUGAUUUUCUUACAAACGCCUUUUUCCUGAUCUACCUCUUUUUAUUUUUGCACAGCUUAUUCUACUUGUUGGAAUGUUGUCGGCAAAUAUAUUUUUUGCUUUUUUAUUUUUAAUCAUGUUAGUGAUUCGCUCAAUUUUCUUAUCGUUAAAUACUUAGCGUGCAUUUUCAUUUUAUGAAUAAUGAGUAUCACAUAUUGCAGAAGGACAAGUGCCAUAGAGUCGAAAAUCUAUAAAACUUUGGAAAGAUGAAAUUGUGAAAACCGUUUGGAAUUUGUCAGAGAAUUUUUUGUGUGUUAAGUAAUGAAAUUCAAUGGUUUUGUGUUGUGUCAGUUUCAAGGAAUUUAGUAUGAACCAUGUAAAUUUUAGAACUCUCUGUGUGACAGGUCUUAAAAAUGAAACCGUUUACAGAGAGACAGAUUGAUCCUCAUCAAGAAAUACUUCCUGGAGCAGCGCUCCUACUGUCCUCAAACAAACGUAUAAUUUAACUGUAUCCUCAUUUUUGCUAAAUAUAUUGAUCCUUUUGAAUUGA
This is a messenger RNA of Bemisia tabaci, 5996 nucleotides long. RefSeq names its product glutamate dehydrogenase, mitochondrial (gene Gdh). Gene Ontology annotation, molecular function: L-glutamate dehydrogenase (NAD+) activity. NCBI's taxonomy places the organism in Eukaryota, Metazoa, Arthropoda, Insecta, Hemiptera, Aleyrodidae. The record is from RefSeq and is a predicted model, not a curated record. Gene Ontology annotation, biological process: L-glutamate catabolic process. Gene Ontology annotation, cellular component: mitochondrion.